Messenger RNA from Dimorphilus gyrociliatus, 590 nucleotides. NCBI's taxonomy places the organism in Eukaryota, Metazoa, Annelida, Polychaeta, Dinophilidae. The record is from the annotation of a GenBank genome assembly.
AGUAAUUUCCUUUUUUAAAAAUACGAAAAGUAUUGAAGUGGAUAAUUAUUUAAACUUCGUUAUUAUGGAAGAAUUAUUGAACGAAAUUGUCGAAAAAACAGUUGAAAUUGUACAAAAGAAUAGCGGAAGUAUGAAAAUUGAUCUUCAAUCUUUAAAAUCCACACUAAAACAGUCAGCUUUGAAGGAAUUAAAUGAUAAAAGGAAUGAAGACUUAGCAGCAGUUAAUUUUCAGAAGGAACUGAUUCUAAGGCAAGAACGAGAGCACAGGGCGAGAAUUGCAGUAGAGGAUCGAAUAUACUACGGUAAAAAAUGUGGAAAAUUGAUGAGAGAAAUAUGCAAGUUGGAUGUAAAAAGAUGCUCAGAAGCAAUAGUUAAAUUAGAUGAAAGCACCGACACUUCAGUUUUCGCACCAACAUUACAACAUACCGAAUUGAGAGAUAUAGAAAAUCGGAUUUCAGAAAUCAAUAGGAAUUUAACGAUGGCAGAGAGAGAUAAUAAAACGAUGAAGAAAGUGUCAACAAUGGAAAAGUUACUUUGAUAUAGGUUACAUUAGUUUUAUUUGCUAACAUAUAUAAAAUAUAUAUAUAUAU